GCUACGGACCCGGGAUCUGGGGUGACGGAACGGCGACCUGACCCCGGAAGUAGGCUGAAGUACCGCGGCGGCGGGCGGCGGGCUGCGGCGGAGUCUCAGAGAGCAGUGGCGGAGACGACUAUGUUCCACUUCUUCCGGAAGCCCCUCGAGUCCAAAAAGCCCUCUGUACCUGAGCCGGAAGCAGAUGGAUUUGUCCUCUUAGGAGACACAGCAAAUGAAAUGAGAUCUAAAAGCUCCGAAGCAGAAGGCGGCCAGUCUUUGCAGAGCGGCAAAGAAGACACAUCCAGUGUGACUGUAGCCGACUCCGAGACAGGAAAUCAGACAGGUCAGACUCUGGAGAACAGCUCACAAACAGCUGAGCUCCUGAGUGACGUGCCCUUCACCUUGGCUCCACACGUGCUGGCAGUGCAGGGCACCAUCGGUGACCUUCCUGACCACUUACUCUCGUACGAUGUCAGCGACAACUUGUCUCGAUUCUGGUAUGAUUUCACUCUUGAAAAUUCAGUGCUCUGUGAUUCAUAGUCUUUGUGUCUAAGCGUACCUUAAGAGCUUUAAAAGAAAGAUAGUCUGCCUAUUUUAUUGAACCUGUUUGAUUUUCCUUGUCAUUACCCUUGAAGGCCUUAAGGCAAGCAUAAAAUGAAUAAAAUAACAUCGUGUUCAUGGUUUUAUUUCUUCAGAAUAAAGUGAAUUUAUGUAAAGUUGAAAUCAACAUUUUAACAAAGGGAACUCACUUUGGAAAAAUGUAAGACUUCAGACCACCUGUGUUUCCCUCUCUGAUGGACAGUAAUCUGUUGAGAUUACCCAGGGUGGUUUUGAUGUCUCUGAAGACACAACAGAAAGAGAAACAUGCCUGUCCCCUAGUUACCAGGACUCCACAGUCAGAGCCGAGAGCGAGUGUGAAGGUGUUUCCGGGGUGCAGAGGAGGUCAGCAUGUCACUCCCUUAACAAAUCCCACAAUGUUUGGGAAUGAACUCAAAAGACAGCUUCCAGCUAACAUAGUUUUUCCAAUGUCCAUUUAGACAAACCGAUAGGGAAAUUUGAAGAUUCUCAUGAACACCAGCCACUCGUUGCUGAUUCAAGAAUGCCGUAAAGGGGACACUGUGGUUUGCCUAGAGCUG
Peromyscus leucopus (white-footed mouse) is the source of this 1118-nucleotide messenger RNA. RefSeq names its product UBAP1-MVB12-associated (UMA) domain containing 1 (gene Umad1). The record is from RefSeq and is a predicted model, not a curated record. The coding region runs from base 121 to 522 and encodes 133 amino acids. The transcript is spliced from 4 exons. NCBI's taxonomy places the organism in Eukaryota, Metazoa, Chordata, Mammalia, Rodentia, Cricetidae.